UAUACUCACUAAAACUGAAUUAUUAGCUUCAUAAUAAUAUCAAUUAUUAUCAAUAAAAUAAAAUUCUAAACCUUUUUUUAAAAGAAUCUCCCAGGCCAUGUCGACUGCUCCGCUUCGCGUACCUUCGGCCACGAGCCAUUCCAUAAUUCAGGACCACGUGUCGGAUCCCUAUUAGCUCAUGCACUGCUCGAAAGUAUCCAUGAAGCAGCCUUUCCCCCAUCUCCAACAUCCCCAUGUGCCCAUCCGUCAACUACUGGCAGCGUAACCCUUCCCAUCUACUAAUCUUCUUACACGUGUCCAAGUUCAGUCCCCUUCCUCCACCGCUUUUAUAUAUACCCGGCGCCCACCUGCCUAAAAACAGAAACUCAAAUCCAAAAAGUAUAUCUAGUCACUAAAGUCAAAACCAAGCUUUUUGUUUCCACCUCCUUCGCUUUUUAGAUUUCCUUUUUUUUUUUGGUUUAAUUUCUACUACAUGAUCCAAAAAUUAAACGGGUCGUGUCGCCGGAUUCUCACGUACCCGGCGGUACAUCCUUGCCACUCCAUUUCUCCACUUACUCUUCUAAACUCUCUAAUCGAUCUUGGUCGAGACAUUUGCAGUUACAAAUCCAAGUUUUUAUCCACCAACAAGAGAAAUGCACGCGAAACGUUCCGUCAAAUCACGAACCUUCUCCUUAUCGUCGAGGAGAUCCGAAAUGCCACGUCGGAUACACCUGAACAGGUCAUCCUCAGGUUUUCGGAGCUCCAUCUGACUUUUCAGAAGUUCCGAUACCUACUGGAAGACUGCUCUUGCAACGGGUCUCGAGUAUGGAUGCUGGUUAAUUCGGAUGGGGUUGCGAAUCACUUCCGGAUCCUGAUCGGGGCAAUGGCAACGGGUCUGGAUGUUUUCCCUCUUCCAACCGUUGACUUGUCAAACGAAGCCAAGGAGUUGGUUGAGUUAAUCGUAAGGCAAGCUAGGAAGGGAACUUUCGAAUCUGAUCCGGAAGAUAAGAAAGCCGUGAAAGAUCUCAUGCGGAUCCUGCACCGCUUCGAGGAAGGAAGCUCACCCGACCCGAUUGAAAUCAAACGGAUCUUGGAUCAUCUCGGCAUUACAAAAUGGAGCGAUUGUAAUAAGGAGGUGAAAUUCUUGAAUUCAGAAAUUGAAAUCGAAGUUUCCAAUAGAGGAAAUAAAAAAGAAUUAGAGCUUUUGAGUAGCUUAAUGGGAUUCAUGAGCUACUGCAGAGGUGUAAUCUUCGACUCCAUUGACUUUCAAAGUCAACAUCUCGAUGGCCAAUGUAACAGCAGCGAAUCUCUUAAAGGGAUCAACGGUGAUGAUCUCAAAUGUCCGAUCUCAUGGGAGAUGAUGUCAGAUCCAGUGACUUUGUCAACGGGACACACCUAUGAUCGUUGUUCGAUUUUGAAAUGGUUCAGUUCAGGGAACGCCACGUGUCCCAAGACGGGCGAGAAACUUACCAGUACGGAACUGGUUCCGAAUCUUGUCUUGAAAGGGGUGAUCCAACGGUAUUGUGCUAAAAACGGCGUCGUGGUUGCCGAAUCCAGCCGGAAGAAUCGGGAUAUUUCGAGGUCGAUCAUGGCGGGGAGUUUGGCGGGAGAAGGAGCUGUGAAGAUGUUGGGGGGUUUUCUGGUUAACAAACUUGUAAACGGAAGUGUUGAAGAGAAGAACAAGGCGGCUUUUGAGAUUCGGGUUCUUACGAAAACAAGCAUUUUUAACAGGUCUUGUUUGGUUGAAGCCGGCGCGGUCCCACACUUAUUGAAGCUGUUGAUGUCUAAAGAUUCUAACACCGAAGAAAACUCCAUUGCCGCGCUCUUGAAUCUUUCCAAGCAUUCGAAAAGCAAGGGUGUUAUGGUGGAGAAUGAAGGGUUGGAUUUGAUCGUUCAUGUUUUAAGAAAGGGACGUAAGGUUGAAGCUCAACAACAUGCCGCUGCUACCUUGUUUUAUCUUGCUUCGGUUGAGGAGAACAGGAUUUUGAUUGGUGAAAACCCAGAGGCUAUUCCAGGUUUAGUGGAGUUGAUUAAGAAGGGAAAUGAUCGUUGCAAAAGGAAUGCAUUGGUUGCGGUUUUUGGGCUUCUAGUGCACCCCGGGAAUCACUGGAGGGUUCUUGCAGCUGGGGUUGUUCCUUUGUUGCUGAAUCUUUUGAAAGAUUCGGAAAGGCAGGAUCUUGUAACGGAUUCUCUAGCAGUUUUGGCUACUCUAGCAGAGAAAGUUGAUGGGACGGUUGCAAUUUUACGCCGCGGGGCCUUGCAAUUGUUAGUGGGGAUUUUAAAUACCUCCACUUCAAGGACAGGGAAGGAGUAUUGCGUUUCCUUGCUGGUGGCCCUAUGUGUAAAUGGCGGUCUAGAUGUGGUUGCUCGUUUGGUCAAGAAUCCUUCUCUCAUGGGAUCCUUGUAUUCCCAACUUAGUGAAGGUACAUCUCGAGCUAGCAAAAAGGCCAGUGCACUCAUCAGGAUUCUGCAUGGGUAUUAUGAAAGGAGCUCCUCAGCUUCGGUGACUCCACUUCUUCCACGAGAACGAUUCGUUCACAUACGGUAACUGGUAACCCAAAUUUUUCGGGUUUUCAUUUAUUGAUUCUUUUUUUGGUCCAUUCCUGCGAUCUUUAAUUUCCUUGUAAAUACACGCAAGUGUGUAUAUUGCUUGCUUUCUUUAUUAGCUCGGUUUUUUUGAAGAGCUUAACCACUCAGCUUCUGCCUUUUUUAUGAAGCUGCGUGAAAAAAAAAAAUAAAAGUAUUGUUGCAUUGUAAUUUUAUUUACAGAUUGUUGGUAAUAAUGUCAUUAGAGUAUAAUACACAGUAAUGUAAAACUCAUUCCUUAUGAGUAAUAUGUGUAAACAGCUUCUGCUGUGUUGUGCAAUUCUUUUUCCAUGUUAGUAAUAAGAUUGUGGUACAGUUUGUCUAAAACACUUUCUAUAAACAUAAA
Theobroma umbraticum is the source of this 2911-nucleotide messenger RNA. It is a transcript of the gene PUB18, whose product is annotated as plant U-box 18. Lineage: Eukaryota; Viridiplantae; Streptophyta; Magnoliopsida; Malvales; Malvaceae. Gene Ontology annotation, molecular function: protein binding; ubiquitin-protein transferase activity. Gene Ontology annotation, biological process: protein ubiquitination. The record is from RefSeq and is a predicted model, not a curated record.